AUGAUUUUACAUAACACAAUUAUUUUCAAUUUUCUUUUCCUACUACCUUUACUCUCUGAAGCCAACAACUCUAGAAAUCUCACUACUCAUCAUGGAAACAAAUCUAAACGGUUUCUUGCCAAUCAAGUGGGUGAAGCCAAAGCGGUACUAUUUUACAUGGAAAAUCCUCAACAAAACGAAGAAGCUCCAGAAUUGCAAACCGCAGCCAGUUCCAUUAGAAAUCUUUAUCCAACCCCUGGAAAACCUUUGGCGGUUGUCAGUGUUCAACAACCAAUACAGGUUUUUGAACAAGACACUCACCCAAAACAAGUAGCAGAACAACAAGUUUUGUACGAGUUUCAACAAACUCCCAACAAUGCUGUUUCAAAUGUACAAGUGAAACAACUGUUUCAACCUGAUGGGCCAACUUAUGGCGAACAACUACCUACAGCGCAAGCGUUUACUUCAAUUCAACCAGCGUUGUUUAAUAAUCAAGCUUAUGUGAGGUCCCAGCAGCAGCCUCAAGGAUCCAGUCAUCAUCCAGCUACAUCAGCUACGAUCAUUUCACCAGUCCACCAGAACCUCUACACUUCCAAUCAAAAUCCAACAUCGUUUACCUACAACAAUCCUUUUAACAAUGACUACUCUACAAAUAAACAACAACAACAACAACGUCAACAGCAGCAACAAUCUCCAGGAAAGUACAUCUAUUUGAACGGCAAAAUCGUCUACAAUCCAGCCCACCACAUAAUCCAGCAAGGCAAAAUUCUACCACCCAAUAGCAUUUACAACAAGGGAGUUUAUCAUAAUCAACAAAAAUUGCCUUUGAUUAAUAAUAAUAAUUUCGGUGGACAAUUGCAACAACAGCAACAAAGACCCAGGGAGCAUGUGGCAGCUCAAACCCAACAAGGCAACAAGAAUAAUAAUUAUUUACCACCAAUUACUAAAAAUAACAGAUUUCAACCACCAAAACAUCUUCAACAAAUCAAUAAACCAUCUACUGCACCUAUUUACCAACAACAAGAAGAAGAAAAUGAAGAUGACGAAGAACUAAAUAAUGAAGAAAGUGAAGAUGAUUAUGACAAACAAAACGAUGCCGAAGAUGAAGAUGACGAUGCUCACGAUGACGACAGCUACGGUUACGAAACAUUUCAAUUUGAAGAUGAAUACCUUGAAAACGACGACGCACAUUUCUUGAAAUCCAAAGCCAAAAGGCUUAGAGACGAAGAUGAAUCGGAAUACGACGACGAACGCCCUACAAGAAAACACCCCAAAAACCACAGCAGACGUUACAGGAAUCAGCCAAACGACAAUUACGGUUACUACGAAGGCUAUAGAACAAAUAUGAAGUACAAAAGCCCCAAAACUAAAGACAAUAAACCGAUUGGGAAAUAUAAAAAAGUCAAAUUUAGUAGAGUCAAAGGAGGGAAGCCUAAAGUUGAAACGAUUGAGGGGAGGUUUUCGGAACAAGUGCCAGUGACGCACAGGCAAAAAUUGUACAAGGAACGCUGGUAUGUGACUCAAGAUUUGGAUGGCAAAAAUAAAACGUAAAAAUGCCAAAGAUAUUUGAAUUGAAUGCCAUCUAUUAUAGUUUGUUGCAAUAUUGGACUGAAAUUUGACCACUGAGAAUCUUUUUUUUCUUCUAGGAAUAAUAAUUGUGUUUAUGUUUUUGUUAUAUUUUUGUAAAAUAAAUAUUGAAU
Ceutorhynchus assimilis (cabbage seed weevil) is the source of this 1679-nucleotide messenger RNA. NCBI's taxonomy places the organism in Eukaryota, Metazoa, Arthropoda, Insecta, Coleoptera, Curculionidae. The record is from the annotation of a GenBank genome assembly.